Messenger RNA from Arabidopsis thaliana (thale cress), 1191 nucleotides. RefSeq names its product allene oxide cyclase 1 (gene AOC1). The record is from RefSeq and is marked reviewed. Gene Ontology annotation, molecular function: isomerase activity; allene-oxide cyclase activity. Lineage: Eukaryota; Viridiplantae; Streptophyta; Magnoliopsida; Brassicales; Brassicaceae. The coding region runs from base 194 to 958 and encodes 254 amino acids. The transcript is spliced from 2 exons. Gene Ontology annotation, cellular component: chloroplast. Gene Ontology annotation, biological process: jasmonic acid biosynthetic process.
CGUUGGUGACCCAUUUUUGGGAUAUUUAGCAUUAUCCCAUUCACCAUUUAUCAGCCAUCAAUCAUUCAUCCAAUAUAUAUACACAUAGACAUUUCGUAAAACUCAAAUCACUCACCACAUAAAACCAAAGUCCCAUCUCUUAAAAAACUAAUCAUUUCAAAGUUUUGUCUCUAGUCUUUCUUUUUAUUGAGCAAUGGCUUCUUCUACAAUCUCUCUCCAAUCUAUCUCCAUGACAACUCUCAACAAUCUCUCAUAUAGUAAACAAUUUCAUCGAAGCUCUCUUCUUGGUUUCUCUAAAUCCUUCCAAAAUUUUGGUAUCUCAUCUAACGGUCCAGGUUCCUCCUCUCCGACAAGUUUCACGCCCAAGAAGAAACUCACUCCUACUCGAGCUCUCUCUCAGAACUUGGGAAAUACCGAAAACCCCAGACCAAGCAAAGUUCAAGAACUGAGCGUGUACGAAAUCAAUGAUUUAGAUCGACACAGCCCAAAAAUUCUUAAAAACGCAUUCAGCUUUAGGUUUGGUCUCGGAGAUCUCGUCCCAUUCACAAACAAACUCUACACCGGCGAUCUCAAGAAACGCGUGGGAAUCACGGCUGGUCUCUGCGUUGUGAUCGAACACGUCCCUGAGAAGAACGGUGAUAGAUUCGAAGCUACGUACAGCUUCUACUUCGGAGACUAUGGCCACUUGUCCGUACAAGGACCAUACUUGACUUACGAGGAUUCGUUCCUUGCCAUCACUGGUGGCGCUGGAAUCUUUGAAGGUGCCUACGGACAGGUUAAGCUUCAACAGCUUGUGUAUCCGACAAAACUGUUCUACACUUUUUAUCUUAAAGGAUUGGCUAAUGAUUUGCCACUGGAGCUCAUAGGAACUCCGGUACCACCGUCUAAGGACGUGGAGCCAGCACCGGAAGCUAAGGCGCUUAAGCCCAGUGGAGUUGUAAGCAACUUUACAAAUUAGUGAAUAAAAUUAGUCUUAUCUUUCUCGUGUCCUGUAUAUAUAAUAAUCUUUUUCAUAGAGAAUUUUAUAUUCUUAUACUUGUAAUCAAAUAAUUUGUAUGGAUCUUAGUAUCCUUGUGAAUGCAGUAUGUUUGAGUUGAAAAAUACUUGUAAUCGAAUCUUUAGUUUUGAGUUGUCCCCUUUUGGGGAGUAAAAUAUCUUCUUCUUAUUUUUAUUGGGUUGAAAAUAGGUUUU